AUGGCCGCCCACGGUGUACAGAGGUUCCUAUCAAGGCGCGAUGGCAAGCGCAACCACGGUCGAGACAGCCAUGAGCAUUCAGGAUUGCUCAGCAAAAAGCAGCCUCCCUUUGCAUCAAGUCCAGAGUUGAUGUCGAAGCCCUUCGACCCAGCAUCGGCUGCCGACUUUUAUGGCCUGUUUGACGCCCAGGGCACUUCAGCCAACCAAGUCGAAGAGCAAAAGAUCAAAACACUCCGCCACCGCUUGCUGAGUUCCAAAGGCGUCAUCUUGAGAAACGCCCAGCUGCUCUGGGCUUUGCACUCGAAUGCAGCAAAUGGUGAUGUGGACGCCGCAUACGACCUCCUCCACGCCAUGUCUGACGCUUCGGAGGGUAUUGUCACCAGUUAUGAUCCCAGGGUAAGAUUGUUAGGCGCACAGAAUAGACAAGGAGUCACCUGCUUUCUUGACGCCACGCUCUUUUCGAUGUUCUCGCGCCUUGACAGUUUCGAGGCCAUGCUGUACAACUCUUUCGAUGACCUUCCACGCAACAAACUUGGAUUCCUGCUGCGAGUAUGGGUCAAUUUGCUGCGCAAUGGCAAGCUCAUCACCACCGACAUUACCAAAGUGCUGCAGGAGGCUCUAGCAGAGUGCGGCUGGCGAGAGGCUGCGGAAUUACAUCAACAAGAUGCAUCGGAGGCUUUCACUUUUAUCACGGGUGUGUUAGAACUUCCACUUUUGACUUUGAAAAUGGACAUAUACCAUACCGGCAAAGAAGAUACCAACGACGAUCACAAGUUCAUCAACGAGAGACUUCUCGAAGUCGCCAUCCCCCCACCUGAGCCGACAGACGAACACAAAGUGAUCACGCUCGAGGAAUGCCUUGAAGACUAUUUCAACAACCGCAUCGAAGUUAGAAGAUACAUGGAGCGGAGGUCGACGCUGAGCUCAAUACGGAAAACGAGCGCUGUUCACGUCGAGACUGUCGAGAUAGAUCCUGACUCGUCGAGCCCCUCCACUCCUGUCGUCUCGCCGAUAGGCUUACCUCCCGAGCGACCAGUAAAUCGUAUGCGUACCCCAAGCAUCAUCCAAGAACGUUAUGUUCCCAUCCGAGGGGAGAGUGGCUCGUCGUCGCUUGUUGGAAUUGAUUCCAAGGACUCUGUCGGGAGAUUACGAGCCGGAAGCGUGCGGAAAGAGGUGAUGAUGCCGGCAUGGCAAUUUUUCAGCCUUAUACCAUGGUACACAGACAAUGCACCAACCAAUGAUGCCCAGGUCGCCGCCCAUUUCUCGUCCAAACGACCCGUCCUGGGUCUUUGUCUCAAGCGAUAUACGAUGACGCCUGAAGGCAGAGCCAUCCGGUUGGACACCCAGAUUGAUAUUCCUGUCGAGAUCGGGGUGCCUCACUUCAUCCAGGACGAGCAUAUGGAAGAGACCGGGUCGCUUUCUGGUAACUUCAAGUUGUCAUUGCAGUCUGUGGUGUGUCAUCGAGGCACCUCGGUUGACUCAGGUCAUUAUAUCGCACUUGUGCGAGGCACACCACCUCCAAAUUCGUCAAACAGUGUCUCGUCCACGACCCCAACCGCAACUUGGAUGAGAUUUGACGAUCUCGCGCCCUCGCGAAUCACCGUGGUCGAUAUCGAGAAGGCUCUACGAGAGGAGACCCCUUAUUUGCUAUUCUACCAGAUUGUACCCAUCGACGGUGACCCCGGACAUAUCACUUCUGGUGAGGAGACUGUCCUAUCAGCAGCCUCUGAGAGGAAUGCGUCCGUAAGUGAGGUUUCGAGCGUGUCUGUUUUAAGUGGAAACCAAAACACAUCCGGAAGACCAAGCUUCGAGGUUUCGCCAGCAGAUGAUGAUCGCGGACGGUCACCUGUCGAUUCUAGAAGAAUGAGUGCCAUCUCACUCUCGGAGCGACCCUCGGAGCCAGUAAGCGAGACGGCAUUGAAUGUUCCGAAAGACACGGAAAAACAUAUCAGGACCGAACGUCUGAGCGGGUCAUAUGCACGAAACAACGUGACUGGGUUGGGUCGAACACUGUCGAAACUAGCCAAGAGGAAGAGUCGCGAGGUUCAGCUAAAUGCCGUUGAGGAUGAACACCGUCCGGAGAUCCAUGUUACGGAACUGAGUCAGCCAUCAUUGACGGAUAAGUCAGACCAGAUAUUGAAUGCCACACACCACGAGCACAACAAAGGUCAUAGGAAGGAGAAGAGUCGAAGUCGGCUUGCCAGGAGCAAGAUUCGGGGAGAAAAACCAGACAGAGAAUGUGUUGUGAUGUGA
Messenger RNA from Exophiala spinifera, 2253 nucleotides. RefSeq lists its product as uncharacterized. Lineage: Eukaryota; Fungi; Ascomycota; Eurotiomycetes; Chaetothyriales; Herpotrichiellaceae. The transcript is spliced from 4 exons. The coding region runs from base 1 to 2253 and encodes 750 amino acids. Gene Ontology annotation, molecular function: cysteine-type endopeptidase activity; cysteine-type deubiquitinase activity. Gene Ontology annotation, cellular component: cytosol; nucleus. Gene Ontology annotation, biological process: protein deubiquitination. The record is from RefSeq and is a predicted model, not a curated record.